Molecule: messenger RNA, 2439 nt
Organism: Didymodactylos carnosus
Lineage: Eukaryota; Metazoa; Rotifera; Eurotatoria; Philodinida; Philodinidae
Source: the annotation of a GenBank genome assembly
AUGAAGCAGACAAAUAAUGGAAGUAGUAACAACAUCGCAAAUCAACAAAAUGCAUUUUCAAUGGAAAAUCAAGAAAAACUACUUGCCGAUGCACUUCAAAAUGUUCGCCAACAUGCCUUUUCGAUGAAAAGAGUUUUAGAUCAGGGAGUAGUGAUGGAUGGAUUGAAACAUGCUGCCAAUAUGUUGAGCGAACUACGUACAUCAUUAUUAUCGCCUAAAAAUUAUUACGAACUUCAUGUCGUGGUUGUUGAAGAAUUGCAUCAUCUAGAGUUGUAUUUAACAGAUGAAUUUGAACAUGGACGUGGAAGUCACGAUUUAUAUGAAGUUGUACAAUAUGCUGGAAACAUCGUACCGAGAUUAUAUCUACUAAUUACAAUUGGUCAUGUUUAUAUUCGUGCUAAUGAACUUUCUCGAAAAGAUAUUUUACGUGAUUUAGUCGAAAUGUGUCGUGGAGUUCAACAUCCAUUACGCGGUCUGUUUCUGAGAAACUAUUUAUUACAAUGUGUCAAAAGUUUAUUACCAGAUCAAGAACAGGAAAGUCCGGAUGAGAACAAAACGGGUACAAUACUUGAGUCACUCGACUUUAUUUUACUUAACUUUGCUGAAAUGAACAAACUCUGGGUUCGAAUGCAAUAUCAAGGCCAUACUAGAGAUUUACAACGUCGUGAAACAGAACGACGUGAACUAAGAAUUCUUGUUGGAACAAAUUUGGUGCGUUUAAGUGAACUGGAAUGUGUCAGUGUAGACAGAUAUAAAACCAUUGUUUUGCCAAAAAUAAUGGAACAAGUAGUCAGUUGUAAAGAUUCGAUAGCCCAAGAAUAUCUAAUGGAAUGUAUCAUACAAGUAUUUCCUGAUGAAUAUCAUUUACAUACAUUGAACUUAUUUUUAAAAGGUUGUCGUGAAUUAGCACCUACAGUAAAUAUUCGCAAUAUUUUAAUAUCAUUGAUCGAUCGUAUAACUUCUUAUUCGAUACGUGACGGUGUAAAACAAAGUAUACUGGAAACAAUCAAAUUAUUCGAUAUAUUCUCUGAACAAAUAUCCGAAGUGAUAAAAAGUCGAUCAAACAUGCCUCCCGAAGAUAUUGUUGCAUUACAAAGUGCACUUCUUAGUCUUGCAUUGAAAUGUUAUCGUGAUGAACUAGAUUAUGGUGAUAAAGUUUUGGAAUCUACAAGAAAAAUAUUCGAUGAGGUCACUCCUAAUAUGCAAGUUCAAACGGGUUCAUAUGCAGCAAAAGAACUUGUUAAAAUGUUAAAAGUACCCAUUGAUUGUUAUACUAUCUUAGAAGUAUUAAAACUUAAACAUUAUAGUCAAGUAUUACAAUUAUUGAGUUAUCGUGAGCGACAUACUGUUUGUACGUAUAUAAUUAAUGGUAUAUUAGAUACUGAAACAAUUAUACCAACAGCAGAAGAAGUCACACUAUUAUUAGAUCUAUUAGCUACAUUGGUAGUUGAUCAAUCGGAUUCGGCGUUUGAAUCAUCAAAACAAAAUAUUGCAAAUGAAGAUUUUGUCGAAGAACAGAAUCUAGUAGCAAGAUUGUGUAACAAUCUACAUUCGACUGAUGCUGAUCAACAAUAUCAUGAUGUAUUUAAAAAUGGUGGCAUUGAACGAAUGCGGUUUACCUAUCCGCCAUUAAUAAUGCAAGCUUAUGCGUUAGUCUAUCGUUAUAAAGCAAUAAAAGAUCAGGAUGAAAAAUGGGAGAAAAAAUGUCAAAAGCUCUUUCAGUUUUGUAAUCAAUGUCUUACUUUAUUAACAAAGCCAGAGUCAAACGAUUUACCAUUAAGAUUAUAUUUACAGGGCUCAUUAGCGGCUAGUGAAAUUGACACAGAAAGUACUGAAACAAUAGCAUAUGAAUUUCUAUCACAAGCGUAUGUUCUAUAUGAAGAACAAGCUGGUGAUACCAAAGCUCAAGCUGAAUCGUUAAAAGUUUUAAUUGGUACAUUAGAAAAAGUCAGUUGUUUCAAUGAAGAAAACCAUUCAACAUUACGACAAUCAUUAACUCAGGCGGCGGCACGUUUAUUAAAACGUCCUGAUCAAGUUCGAGCAUUAUUGUUAUGUACACAUUUAUUUUGGAGUGCUAAACGCAAAAAUGAAGCGGGAAAUAUAGAAGAGAUUCGUGAUGGUGAAAAGGUUAAUGCUUGUUUGAAAAAAGCGGCAAAGUUGACCACACAAGUAAUGGAUUUAGCGGCGCAAAUACAAUUGUAUAAUGAAUUAUUAAACUACUAUCUCUACUUUUUUAAACAAAAUCAUCCAGAUAUUGACAUAGCCGUUCUGAAUACAAUAAUAGAAAAACUUCGUACUGAAUCUGCACGUUUAGAACAAAAUAAUGAAAGUGUUGAAUUUAUAAAUAAUCAAAUACGAAAAACAUUUGAUUAUAUGCGUAAUCAAGCUCAAUUAGAAACAAACAUAGAAAAAUUUAAAGGUUUACAAAUUAAUCAGUAG